AUGCUGACGCCAGGUGGAAACCGCCAGGACGGGCUAUUGAGCCCUCAGGCAGUCGGUCCACAUGGAGAGGUAUACAGUCCGGCAUUCCAGCCUCGUGAGCAACCUUCGCUAUCGCUGGAUAUCCCCCUAUCAGUGGAUGCAAACCGGCUGAGGGUGCAACAUGAAGUCCCUCGAACCCCGAGCUCGAUCGAUGGGGACACCUUACGUCCGCGAUCUGAGUCCUUCGCCUCAGCUUCAGAUACGAUCACAAGAUCCCGUGCCGGGUCGGAUGUGACCAUGCUGGUGUCGAGGGAAGCCUACGAUGAUGUACCUCUCUCUGGUGCCCUGACCCCGGAUCCUCGAAAUGAGCAAGAUUUCCUUGUCAAAAACAACAAAUUUGCCUUCUCGCCGGGCCAGCUGAACAAGAUGCUGAACCCCAAGUCCCUGGCCGCUUUCCAGGCGCUAGGAGGCCUGCGUGGGUUAGAAAGGGGUCUGCGGACGAAUUUGACGUCUGGUCUUUCGGAGGACGAGACGCUCUUAGAUGGCUCGAUCGAUUUCCAGCAAGCGAUUCCCUCCGACAAGGGACUUUCCCAUACACAGGAUGCAACGACAGCAGCAAAUGGUGGGUCGAGAUUUGAAGAUCGCAUACGCAUCUUCAGCCAAAAUAGGCUACCUGCUCGAAAGUCUACUGGGUUUCUGAAGCUACUCUGGCAGGCUUACAACGACAAAAUUAUCAUUCUGCUCACAAUCGCCGCUAUCGUCUCUCUGUCUCUAGGCAUCUACGAGACUGUCGAUGCUGGACAUGGAGUGGACUGGAUUGAGGGUGUCGCUAUCUGUGUGGCCAUUUUGAUUGUGACGGUCGUGACCGCCGCAAAUGACUGGCAAAAGGAGCGCCAGUUUGCCAAGCUGAACAAGAGGAAUAACGACCGGGAAGUCAAAGCUGUCCGCUCUGGAAAAGUGGCUAUGAUCUCCAUCUUCGAUAUCACGGUCGGUGAUGUCCUCCAUCUGGAACCAGGAGAUUCCGUCCCAGCAGAUGGCAUUCUCAUCUCUGGCCAUGGUAUCAAAUGCGACGAGUCUUCCGCCACUGGAGAAUCGGACCAGAUGAAGAAGAUCAAUGGAGACGAAGUCUGGCAGCGCCUUGUAAACGGAAAUGGCUCGAGGAAACUCGACCCCUUCAUGAUCUCAGGCAGUAAAGUCCUCGAGGGCGUGGGAACAUACCUAGUGACCAGUGUCGGACCGUAUUCGUCCUAUGGACGCAUCUUGCUUUCUCUGCAAGAGACGAAUGACCCUACCCCUCUCCAGGUGAAGCUGGGAAAGCUUGCCAAUUGGAUCGGAUGGCUUGGUUCCAGCGCGGCAAUCGUCUUAUUCUUCGCCUUGUUCUUUAGAUUUGUCGCUAAUCUCUCGAACAACCCUGGCAGUCCUGCCGUCAAGGGCAAAGAAUUCGUCGACAUUCUGAUCGUUGCGGUCACUGUGAUCGUUGUGGCAAUCCCUGAGGGCCUUCCGUUGGCCGUGACACUUGCUCUCGCCUUCGCCACGACGCGGAUGGUCAAGGAGAACAACCUUGUCCGUGUGCUUCGUGCUUGCGAGACCAUGGGCAAUGCAACCGUGAUCUGCUCCGAUAAGACGGGUACUCUGACUCAAAACAAGAUGACUGUCGUCGCAGGUACCUUUGGUACCGGGCAACGUUUCAGUCAGGACAGAACGGAAGAUGACGACGAUUCGACAACCGUAGCCGAGCUCUUCAAACAAUGCUCAACCACCAUCCGCGACCUGAUCAUCAAGAGCAUUGCGCUGAACUCCACCGCUUUCGAAGAAGAGAAAGAUGGUGCCAAGGAAUUCAUUGGCAGCAAAACGGAGGUGGCACUACUACAGAUGGCCAAGGACUUCCUUGGCAUGGAUGUGACUACGGAGCGUGCCUCUGCGGAGAUCGUCCAGCUCAUCCCGUUCGACUCUUCCCGCAAGUGCAUGGGUGUCGUUUGCCGUGAUCAUACCGCUGGCUAUCGUCUUCUUGUCAAGGGAGCCGCCGAGAUUAUGGUUUCCGCGUGCUCAUCAAAGAUCGUUGAUCUGAGUUCGUCCACAGGUGGCGUCAUGACAGAGUCCUUCUCCGAGAAAGACCGGAUGAAGAUGCUCGGUACCGUUGAUUCAUAUGCAGAGAAGUCUCUUCGGACUAUUGGCCUUGUGUACCGAGACUUCCCCAGCUGGCCACCAAAGGGUGCUCGAUUAGCAGAUGAUGACUCGUCGGCUGCUCGUUUUGAAGAUGUCUUCUGCGACAUGACCUGGGUCGGUAUUGUCGGAAUCCAGGAUCCUUUGAGACCUGAGGUGCCUGCUGCAAUUCAGAAGUGCCAUAUGGCAGGUGUGCAGGUCAAGAUGGUCACUGGUGAUAACAUUGCAACAGCCACGGCUAUUGCAUCGUCUUGCGGCAUCAAAACCGAGGACGGCAUUGUCAUGGAGGGUCCCAAGUUCCGUCAGCUGUCCGACAGUGAGAUGGACGAGGUCAUUCCCCGCCUACAAGUCCUUGCCCGUUCUUCGCCUGAAGAUAAACGGAUCUUGGUCGCACGGCUCAAAAAGUUGGGCGAAACCGUUGCCGUCACUGGAGAUGGCACCAACGAUGGUCCAGCUCUGAAGACUGCCGACGUUGGUUUUUCGAUGGGAAUUGCUGGCACCGAAGUCGCCAAGGAGGCCAGCUCCAUUAUCCUCCUUGAUGAUAACUUCAAGUCUAUCGUCACGGCAAUUGCCUGGGGCAGAGCCGUCAAUGAUGCCGUCGCCAAAUUCCUCCAGUUUCAGAUCACCGUCAACAUCACCGCCGUCGUCCUGACUUUUGUUUCCUCCCUUUACAGCAAAGACAACAGAAGUGUCUUGACAGCAGUCCAGCUGCUUUGGGUCAACCUGAUCAUGGACACCUUUGCGGCCCUGGCACUUGCGACUGAUGCUCCCACAGAGAAGAUCCUCGACCGCAAACCUGUCCCGAAGAGCGCAUCGCUGUUCACCGUGAUCAUGUGGAAGAUGAUCAUUGGACAAGCUAUUUACCAGCUCGCCGUUACCUUCAUGCUCUAUUUUGUGGGUGACAAAAUCCUUAGUGGCCAUCUGGGCGACAAUGCUCAACUGAAGCUUGACACCAUCGUCUUCAACACUUUCGUGUGGAUGCAGAUCUUCAACGAAUUUAACAACCGGAGGCUUGAUAACAAGCUGAAUAUCUUCGAGGGAAUGUUCCGAAACUACUGGUUUCUGGGCAUCAACUGCAUCAUGAUAGCAGGCCAGGUCAUGAUCAUCUACGUCGGCGGUGCAGCCUUCGGUGUCACUCGCCUCGAUGGUCUUCAGUGGGGUGUUUGUAUCAUCUGCGCCAUUGCUUGUCUACCAUGGGCCGUGGUAUUGCGAUUGACGCCCGACCGGCCAGUGGAGAUCGCGAUUGAUGUCGUUGUCCGAGUCGUUUUGGUUAUCCUGCGGCCCGUUGGCAAACUUUUCAGCGUCAUCAAGAGAAUGGUUUCUUCGAUGGUCCGACCUGCGAAACGUUUCAGCCGGCGUAUCUUUCGCCGGAACGGAAAGCAAGACGACUCCAAUCCGGACGAGGAUGAAUCUCCCUGGACCGAUCUAGAGCAACAGCAUACGUCCAAGGCACCACCAACACCAGUCGUGGUGCCUCCAAUCACUAUUACGACCUCUUAA
This is a messenger RNA of Aspergillus clavatus NRRL 1, 3642 nucleotides long. It is a transcript of the gene pmcB, whose product is annotated as putative calcium-translocating P-type ATPase(PMCA-type). Gene Ontology annotation, cellular component: intracellular membrane-bounded organelle; membrane. Gene Ontology annotation, biological process: calcium ion transmembrane transport; intracellular calcium ion homeostasis. The coding region runs from base 1 to 3642 and encodes 1213 amino acids. The record is from RefSeq and is a predicted model, not a curated record. Gene Ontology annotation, molecular function: ATP binding; ATP hydrolysis activity; P-type calcium transporter activity. The transcript has 5 exons. Lineage: Eukaryota; Fungi; Ascomycota; Eurotiomycetes; Eurotiales; Aspergillaceae.